AUGCACGGGAAGCUGCUGCCGCUGGCCGGCCUCUACCUGGUGCAGGGCUUGCCUUACGGGCUGCAGGCGGGUCUGCUGCCGGUGCUGCUGCGGGCCCGUGGCCUCUCCCUGACCCGCGUGGGGCUGGCCAAGGUGCUAUAUGCACCCUGGCUAUUCAAGCUGCUGUGGGCCCCGCUGGUGGACACGCGGGGCUCCCCGAGGGCCUGGCUGGCGCUCAGCACAGCGGCCCUGGGCUUGGUGUGCGGGCUCCUGGCAGCGCUGCCUCCUGCCGAGGCUGGCCGGGCCGGGCUACCCACCACUGCGGUGGGGCUGCUGCUGCUGCUGAACCUGGUUGCCGCUGUGCAGGACGUGGCCCUGGACACGCUGGCCGUGCAGCUCCUGGAGCCGGCUGAGCUGGGGCCUGGCAACACCGUGCAGGUGGUUGCUUACAAGCUGGGAGCAGCGCUGGCUGGGGGUGGGCUGCUGGCCCUCUUGCCCACCCUCUCUUGGCCGCUGCUCUUCCUGCUCCUGGCUGCCACCUACUGGCUGGCUGCUGCCCUGGCCUGGGCUGCACCAGCCCUGCGCCAGCUGCCACAGCCUCAGCCCUCAGGGCCUCCUCGCCACGCACUGCGCCUCCUGCAGGAUUUGCUGGCUGUGCCUGGGACCCUGUGGACAGCAGGCUUUGUGCUCACCUACAAGCUCGGUGAGCAGGGAGCCAGCAGCCUAUUUCCGCUCCUCCUGCUGGACCGUGGUGCUUCAGCCCUGGAGCUGGGGCUGUGGAAUGGUGUGGGCGCCAUGGCCUGCUCCAUUGCCGGCUCCUCCCUGGGUGGGGCCCUGUUGUCCAGGCACUGGCAGCCACUGCCCCUGUUGAGGUUAGUGCUGCGGCUCCGCCUUGGCGGCCUGGCCUGCCAGACUGCCCUGCUCUUCCACCUGGACACACCAGGGGCCAGCCUGGGCCAUGGCACAGCCCUGAGAGGAGCAGCCUUGCUGAGCCUGUGUCUGCAGCACUUACUAGGGGGCCUGGUCACCACUGUCACCUUCACUGUGAUGAUGCGCUGCAGCCAGCUGGCAGCCAGUGCCCUGCAGGCCACCCACUACAGCCUCCUGGCCACUCUGGAGCUGCUGGGGAAGCUGCUGCUGGGCGCCCUGGCUGGGGCCCUGGCCGACGGCCUGGGGCUGCGUCUCUGCUUCUCUUUCCUCCUCGCCCUCUCAGCCCUGCCCCUUCUGGGCCUGGGCAUGGCACCCAGCACCCUGGCCUGAGCUGGCAGCUGGACUGGUCAAUAAAGCCGACUGUGCCUGAGGCCCAGAAGCCUG
Molecule: messenger RNA, 1293 nt
Organism: Galeopterus variegatus (Sunda flying lemur)
Lineage: Eukaryota; Metazoa; Chordata; Mammalia; Dermoptera; Cynocephalidae
Gene: SLC33A2
Product: major facilitator superfamily domain containing 3
Exons: 5
Coding region: 1-1239 (412 amino acids)
Biological process (GO): transmembrane transport
Cellular component (GO): membrane
Molecular function (GO): transmembrane transporter activity
Source: RefSeq, a predicted model, not a curated record